Xylaria bambusicola is the source of this 472-nucleotide messenger RNA. RefSeq lists its product as uncharacterized. The record is from RefSeq and is a predicted model, not a curated record. Lineage: Eukaryota; Fungi; Ascomycota; Sordariomycetes; Xylariales; Xylariaceae. Bases 91 to 351 code for a protein of 86 amino acids. The transcript is spliced from 2 exons.
CUCCGGAUAUCUAUUGCCAAAUCUGGGGCGAAAACGUGCUUAUAGGUGUAAUUGGCGUGCAGUUCCGAUGCUACCCCGACGCCGACUGUAAUGCUCAAGCUGCUAUCACGACAUAUUUUUUUUUCCUUUUCCUCACAUCUUUGUGAAGUGUUGACAUACACUUGCGCUCGCUCACAUUCGGUUGUUAUGAUGCUCUACUGUUGGUGGCAUGACACCUACUGCCCGUCUAUAAGAGACCCCUCGCUCCCCCGCACGAGGCGAUCGCGUGCAUAUUGGGGUACCAUGACGCGAAAUUAUACUGCAGAACGCGACGAGCAACAGCUUGCGCCGGGGCUUGGGAAGCUGUUGUGACUGUGACUAAUAUGUCAUAAGCACGCACGCAAUGUCUUGUCCAUUCCAUUGAGGAAGCUCGCUUGCCUCUUUUGUCAGGGGGCUUUGCUAGCCUGUGGGCGGACACCAAGGGAGGUAACAG